UAGGAGUUUCAGAGCAAUUUUACGAAGUUUUAUCACUUGGCUACAUUGUGGUUUAUCGUUUCUGAAACCUUCAUCUCUACCAUCCAAAUUUUGUGGUUAUCAUGGAACUGUAAGAGCAGAAAACAAUUAAUAAAAAUUAAGUGCACCCUCCUUUAUUUAAGAUGUUUUAGAUUUUCUCUUUCUGCUUUCGAUAGCUUUAAAGCCUUCACUAUCACCUUAUAAAAAGUCGAAGGGGAAAUGAGGAAUAUUUCUACUACAUUUCUUAGAUAUUUCAAGAAGUUUCACCCUUAAGGAGGUACUUCUGCGUGUCUAAAAAUUCAGAAAUACAAAAUAGAGGUCCUAAACUUAGUUGGGGUAAUUUCUUGGUCCUUCAGGACACCUCAAUAGAGUUGUUCAGGUAAUAAUAUUCACUCAGAUCUCUUGUUUCCUAUCUUACGAGAUUUAGUUUUAACAUUAUCUAAGUAUAAAAACUUCUUUUGGUCUAUUUUUGUAAGAAAAUUGCAUUUUUGAGCAUCUUUGAGUCUCUGGAUGGCAAUAUUUUGCUAUCCAAAAUUAGCAGAUUCUGGGAAAUAUCCAAUUCAAUAUUUUUAGAUAAAACUUAGGUGAAAAUUCAUCGAAUCUGAUGAAAGCUCUAGCUAAAUACGCUAUAAUGAGCGAGGGACUUUUUGCUAAUAAUUUUUGAUAUUUUAGGAUAGAGAGGAUGCUUAGACACUGCGAUGUUUUGAAGAUCAGGCUUCUAACUUUGUUAAAACUUUUCAAACUACUAGAUUUAUAAAUAAAACUUAAAUUUGUAGCAAAUAUGGAUACUAAAUCGCUCAAUUUUACUCGAAUUGCAAUAAGCCAGCUUGAGUAGUAGAUCAUAUCAGUGCUUGUACACCCAUUUAAGCAUUGUUAAAUAGCCAAGAGCUCUUCAGCCCUAUUGCAUCACUAUUAAUUGUCAUCAAACUGCUUAACAACAAUAUUUUCCAUUAGCUUCGAUUCACUCAAAAAGUGUCUCUGGAAAUUUCUGGAUGGACGAAAUAUUCGAAACUUCGUACUGACAUCUUCAGUUUUCUAAACUGUACUUGCGUACGGAGAAAUAAGUUGUACGAAGCUGAUGGCAGCUUAUAGGCAUCUAGGAAGCCAGACCUCUUCUUUGUAGGCUUAACAUAUGGUUACUCUUACCUACCUAUUCUGUAAGAAAAAUAAGUGAAUUGGAAGGAGCUCAAGAAUAGUAAACGAAAACUGAUAUUUCAAUUUCUCAUUUGUUUGAGGAACACAAUCAGGUUUUUAAUAUCAAAAUGGGCGUGUCUUUAGUACUA
Molecule: messenger RNA, 1301 nt
Organism: Moneuplotes crassus
Lineage: Eukaryota; Ciliophora; Spirotrichea; Euplotida; Euplotidae
Source: the annotation of a GenBank genome assembly